UCUUUCCCCCCUUGAUAUCAAAAAUAGGAAAUAUUGAAUUCUGCACAUAAAGAUGAAUGAUGGAUAAUGUCUACCCAGAUAGAUAAUUUAGGCUAUUCUUAAUAAAGGUAAUCUGAAAUCAUAGCACAUGCAUGCAGCGACUACCACUUCUCACCGACGACGUCUAGCGAAAAAACUUCUAAUUGCAGAACAUCUGACGUCACGGAAACCAGAUCUUCCGCGAUGUUGGCUCUGGGCCAACUCAAUUGUAAUACAGACAUACGUGCGUGCGCUCAGGUCUGGCCACAAGGAAGUGGGCUUGGGGAAAAACAAGACAGCGUUAAACGGCGUCUAAGAUGCUGUUUUACGCCGGGUCUGUGCUUCUGUUGAUCGUUCUGGGGAGUUCUACAAUCGAGUCGCUGUCAGCACAGACGUGUCUGCAGUACGCAGAAGACGGAAACUGUGACUUCUACACGGAGUGUUUAGAAGAUAAGUACAGCUGUGGAGCGAAGGGCUACCCUGUGGGAUACGGGCAUCGGUACUGUAACAGGUUCCACAUAUACUACAACGACUUCAAUGCUGAGGGGAAGGCAUGGAUAGACGAUGUCCGUAAGUGCCUGAUGAAGGCCCUGGUGCCCAUAUACAAGUCCAACUCGUACAGCUGCGAUGAGGUGAAGACUCUGGCCUUCACGUCUCACCCGACAUGCUACACGGAGAGUGGGGACAGGUUCUGUAAGGUCCUCUGGACAAACAAACUGGCGCUGCUGAAGGUGUUUGAGGCUGACGAUUUUCUGGGAGAAGACAGCGCCUUGGCUAUAGAACAAAUCCUUAUGACCGGUCUCCAAUGCCUGUGUGACUACGGACUGGCAGACGAGAUACACCAGAUUGUGGAUGCCACCAGCGAUGUCCGGACAAAAGUCUUGGAUUUCACGACUCAACUAUGGCGAGAUGACCCAAAAGAAGCAAUCCAGUCGGAGUGUGAGGCCAAGGCUCUGCAGGGAGACUGUGACUUCUACAACUGUCUGGAGCGGCGCCACCCGUGUGGUUUAAAGGGGUUCGCAUCACAGGAGGGUCGUCCAUUGUGUGAGAGACUCAAGAUCAAGAAAGGACUGUUUAACGCACAGGGGCAAGCAUGGGUAAAUGACUUCACCAAGUGCCUGACACGUUCUCUGCUCCCAAAGUACAGAGAUGAGUCGAUCUCGUGCAGGCACAUCAACAACUACGGUUACCAGGCACAGGACAGCUGCUUCAUAGACACUGGAAUCUGUGAUUUGGAAGAAGACAAACAGAAUGAGUUCGCUCUCUGGUACAUCUCCGAUGUGGUUGAAGACAGUAGGUUCCACCAAGAGUUAUCCACCAUUCUGUGCCGCUGUAACAAGUAUGAGGGAGGCAGUCGCUACAAACUCAAGUUCAGCUUCGAGCAUGGCAUCUACUUAAAACAAAAAGCACCCGUUAUGGAUGAGACAUCCCCUGCAGAUUUGCCGUGCACCGGCCAGGGCGGGCAGUGUCAGGACUACACUGUAAGGACGUGUCUGGCAGGGUACGAGACCAGCAAGUGUGGCGGCAACGCCUUAAGGAGAUGCUGCCUUCAGUGUGACUCUUCAUGUCAAGCUGACCACCUGAGAUGGUCAGCAGGGGACAGCAGCUGUUCUAACGCAGGAGGUCAGUGUAAGAUGGACAGUAACUUCUGCCAUGGUCAGUACCAGACUGGGAUGUGUGGAGGACCUGCUGGCAGGAAGUGCUGUACCCCAGGACCUGGUGGAAGUUCUUCAGGAUCAGGUAAUUCCGGCUCUACAGGAACUGGCUCAGGAAACUAUGGGAACAUCAUGAACGUGGACACCACUGGAGCCUCACAGACAACUGCGAAUCAAGAUGGUCUAAGCUACAAUGGUGUUCCAGCAUCCCAACAGCUGGCGAGAAACGACCUCUCCCGUUUAAACAACUACAAGUCACAGAUAGAGGAGGCUGCUGCUGACAAGAACAUGGACCCAGCUGUCAUUGCUGCCACCAUCAGUCGUGAGUCACGGGCAGGGAACGCGCUGGACACUAAUGGAUAUGGAGACCACGGCAAUGGCUUUGGCCUUAUGCAGGUUGACAAGCGGUACCACACUCCUGUCGGGGGACCAUAUAGCACGGAGCACAUAAAACAAGGAACCCAGAUUCUUAUUGACACCAUCAACUGUGUGAAAAACAGGCAUUCUGACUGGACAGCGGAAAUGGCUCUCAAGGGCGGCAUUUCUGGAUACAAUGCGGGCUGUGGUAAUGUGCAGACAUACGCAGGCAUGAAUGUAGGCACAACGGGUGGAGACUAUGCCAAUGAUGUUGUAGCAAGAGCUCAGUGGCUCAGAGGCCAAGGUUUUGGUGAAGGAACAUCAGGUUCAACUUGUACAGUUCGCCCCUACAGUAAUACCAGGUUUGUGGGCGACCCAAUUCAUGUAGAAGAUGGUUUCAGGGAUUCCAUGGACCUGAUUAACACAGCAGCUGCAAAAUGCAAUGUCAAGGUAUAUAUAACACACUCAUGGCGGAAGGUUGGAGAGAUUAUUCCAGGAGCGAUUGUCACGCCGUCCAGUCGGAGCAACCAUUUUGUGGGCCAUGCCAUCGACAUGAAUGUCCAGCGACCAGACGGGACUCUCUGCAAUAGCUCCUGCUUGAGAGGUCAAAGUGACAGUGAUGCUACCUGCUUCAUCGGUAAAGUCCAAGCCGCAGGACUGACAUGGGGAGGGGUGUGGAGCACACCAGACCCUGUCCACAUCGACGAUCGUCUGAACCUCAACACUGCAGUAUACAACACCAUGGUAGACAGCCUUCAGAAAGCAUGUCAGCACAUUCCAAUGACCUAAAAAAACUUGGCCUAAAGUAAUAUUAGAUGGCCAGUCCCAUUCAAGAUGUCAGGUUAAGUUCGUCUUCUUAAAGAUAGUUUGUUUCUUGUUACUGUUUCUUGUUACCUUGAAGUUUAUGUAUAUGAUGGACAGCCAUUCCUUCUGAAAAAUGGAGAGUCUACAGGUUCAGUGUCCUUAAUGUAUAUACUUACAAGUUGUCCUUUUGUAUAUACAUGUGUACUACUUACAAGUUGUCACAUAUUGUACAUUUACUUCAUAAUAUCACAGAGUUAUAGAUUUGUACUUGCCUUAUACACUUAACACGUGUCAUGGUGUUGCAUUUUCCUGGAUACAGCAUGUUUUGAUAGAUCACAGCAAAGAUGAUGCAGGUAGUCAGACCCAGCAGUGUGGGUACUGACACAUUGUUGGUUAGUUUUCCAGUCACAUUCACUGGUGUCACUGAAUCCCUAACGAGCGAGCAGAAAAACACUCAAGUACCUUUUAAAGUUAGCUCAAGUGCCUUAGUUUACACUAUAGUUUACACUUAAUCUAUUCCAAUGACCUAAUAGCCUUAAAUAUCAUUAGAUUAGGUCAGCCCCAUUCAAGAUGCCAGGUUAAGUUGGUGUUCUUAAGAUAGUUUGUUGUUAUUGUUUAUUUUUACUUUGAAGGUCAUGUACUACAUAUCUGUCUAGAUAUGCUUAAGGGGUAUGCAAUACAAAGAUGGUUCAUGUAUA
Messenger RNA from Branchiostoma floridae (Florida lancelet), 3532 nucleotides. RefSeq lists its product as uncharacterized. Lineage: Eukaryota; Metazoa; Chordata; Leptocardii; Amphioxiformes; Branchiostomatidae. The transcript is spliced from 19 exons. Bases 336 to 2819 code for a protein of 827 amino acids. Gene Ontology annotation, cellular component: extracellular region. Gene Ontology annotation, molecular function: peptidase activity; hormone activity; lysozyme activity. Gene Ontology annotation, biological process: peptidoglycan catabolic process. The record is from RefSeq and is a predicted model, not a curated record.